AUGUCUGGGAGAAAACUAGCUGCUGCAAAGAGCCAGACCCAGCUACUGGUGGUGAAGGGUCUGGAGGAUGUGGAGGUGUGUGAGAGCGAGGGUUGCUCCUUCGAGGUGACCCUCAACCUGUCCUACAUAGAUGGCACGUGGACCAAGGACGGGGUCAAGCUCAAGUCCAAGCCUACUUGUCGCAUCACUACACAUCGGAAUAAACACACUCUCACCUUCACCCGGGUCACCUUAGGAGACACUGGCCUGUUCUCCUUCCAGACUGAUGGUGCCCAAAGCUGUAUUCAAACCUCAGGUCAACUCAUUGUCAUAGCCAGAGACAUCCAGAUCGUGAAGGAAUUGGAAGAUGAGGAAGUGACUGAGAGGCAGAGUGUGACCUUCCAAUGCGAGGUCAACUAUGAGAAUGUGGACGGGCGCUGGUACAGAGACAACACCAGGAUCAAACACGGAGACAACGUCAAGAUCAGACAUGAGGGUCAAACUCACACCAUGUGCUUCAAAUCUGUAAGGCCAGCAAAUGCUGGGGAGAUCAAGUUCACUGCAGACAGGGUCUCGUCCUAUGCAAUUCUCACAGUAAAAGAGCUGCCUGUGCAGAUAGUAAAGCCUCUGAGAGUGAAGAUUGCUAUGUACAAACACAAAGGCCUGCUGGAGUGCCAAGUGUCGCGGGCCAACGCCCAGGUCAGGUGGUUCAAGAACAGGAAUGAGAUCCAGCCCAGCCAGAAGCACCAGAUCGUCAGCGAUGACAUCUACAGGCAGCUCCACAUCGACGACGUGGCCUCAUCUGAUGAGGACACCUACACCUGUGAUGCUGGUGAUGACAAGACAUCCUGUCAGCUGUUAGUGGAGGAGCAGGCUAUCAGCAUAGUGCGGGGACUGAGGUCCCUGGAGGUUACAGAGCCCAGGGAGGCCCUGUUCCAGGUGGAGAUCAGCCUGCGGGUGGGGAGACCUCCCAAGUGGACCCUGGAUGGAGAGGUCCUGAUGGAGGGGCCUAGAGUGAGCAUAGACCGGGAAGGGACCAUGCACACCCUCUGCUUCAGCAGCACAGACAGCUCUAUGACAGGCCCCGUGCAGUUCAACGCCGGGAAGAGCCGCUCUGCCGCACAGCUCACUGUGAAGGAGCGCCCUCUAAAGGUGGUCCAGCCCAUGCCAGACGUGGAGGCUAAAGAGAACAGCUCAGUCACACUGAGCUGUCAAUUUGCCCCCUCCCCCAGGGUGGUACGCUGGUACAGGGGCCGCACCGCCCUGCAGACGUCCAGCAAGUACAGCAUGAGGACGGAGAAGAGCCAGGCAGAGCUGACCAUCCAGGGUCUCAAGGAGACCGACACCGGCCAGUACAGCUGCAUGGCUGGAGGGUCAAAGAGCACGGCUAAGGUCACUGUGGAGGUGCGAAGGCUAAAGAUCAUAAGGCACCUGGAGCACGUGGAAGUGGAGGAGGAUAGUAACGCCACGUUCACCUGUGAGCUCAACUAUGUGGUCGCCAAUGUGCAGUGGCUCCUGAACGACAACCGUCUUAACGCCACCUCCGUCACCAGGAUCCAAAACAUGGGCACCAUCCACAGCCUCACCAUCAAAAUGCUCCGCCCCCAGGAUAGCAGAGUCACGUUCCAAGCCGGCCUGCUCACCGAGUCCACCUCCCUCAAGGUCAAAGAAAAGCCAGCGGUGUUCCUGAGGUCUCUAGAAGACAUGUCAGGGGAGGAGGAGGGGAAGGUGUGUCUGCAGUGUGAGACCUCUAAGGAAAUGGUCACCCCCAUCUGGAGGAAGGAUGGUACGGUCCUGGCCAGCAGUGACAAACAUGAGCUGCUCAAGUUUGGGAAGUCCUUAGCGCUCAUCAUCCACAGUCUGAGUAAGGAUGAUGCAGGCCACUAUAGCUGUGACCUGGGCACCAGCCAGACCAAGGCCAAGGUCACAAUACAUGACCUUCACAUCACCAUUGCCCAGCGUAUGAAGACGGCCUCUGUUCUGGAGGGCGAGAGCUGCAGUUUCGAGUGCGUCCUCUCUCAUGAUGUCAUCGACGAGUCCUCCUGGACCCUGAACGGUCAACUUGUGGUCAGCAACAGCCGCAUCCAGAGCGUAAACAAGGGCCGCAAGUACAAGAUGACAAUCAGAGAUGCAACCUUGACUGACGCCGGGGACGUUGUCUUCUUCAUCAAAGACCUCAGCUGCAGGACCAUGCUAUUUGUCAAAGAGAAGCCAGUGCAUGUGUUCAGGGACAUGACGAACGUCAAAGCCACCCCAGGGGAGGAUGCUGAGCUGAGCUGUGAGAUCACCAAGCCUGAGGCCUUCAUACGCUGGCUGAAGAACGGCCAUCAGAUCAGGCACAGCCCCCCCAAGUACGAGAUCAGUGUGGAGGACCACCUGGUACGGCUGGUGAUCACAAACACCUGCAUCAGAGACUCUGGAGAGUACUGCUGUGAGGCAGAUGGAAUUGCCACCCGUGCCAAGCUGGAGGUCAGAGAGCUGCAGCACAUGUUUGCACGUGAGCUGCGGGAGGCACGGGCCGAGGAGAAGAGCAAGGUGACGCUGGAGUGCGAGACGAGGUUGCCGGCCAAGCGGGUGACCUGGUUGAAGGGCAUGGCGAAGCUCCGGGCGGGCAAGAAGUAUGUGAUGAAGCAGAAGGGCGUGGCCCUCUCCCUCACAAUCAGCUGCCUGGACAAGGGUGACACGGAUGUGUACAUCUGCGACGUUGGCACCAUGCAGAGCCGGGCGCUACUGACCGUACAUGGUCAGAAGGUUUUGAUCAUGGAUGAGUUGGAGGACGUUGAGUGUCUGGAGAAUGACACGGUGAUGUUCAGGUGCCGUAUCUGUCCCAGCGACUAUGUUGGGGUCAAGUGGUACCUGGAUGAGACCUUACUGUACACCAACAAGCUGAAUGAGAUCCAGGUGGUCCCGGGGGGAUACCACAGUUUAACCUUCAAACAGCUGGCCCAUAAAGACUCGGGCACCAUCUCCUUCGAGGCAGGUGACAAGAGGUCCUACGCCUCAUUGCUUGUUAGAGAGAGACGUCCCACCAUUACCAAAGCAUUGGAGGACUGUGAGGCCAUUGAGGGAGGCGGUUUGGUGCUGGUGUGUAUCACCUCUAAGCCAUGCCACAUUCUGUGGUACAAAGAUGGCUGCCUAAUGUGGAGCUCCUCGAGGUACUACGUCAGUCGCUCAGGUAAUGAGGCCAGGCUGACAAUCAGGGAGGUCAGUAACAGCGAUGCUGGGGUGUACGAGUGCAGCGCUGGAUCUGUCAGCACCAAGGCCGUCGUCACUGUGAAAGCCAUCCCAGCUGAGUUUACCCAGCAGCUGCAGAGCAUGGAGGUGAAGGAGGGGGAGGAUGUGACCCUGUCCUGUCAGUUCUCCCUGCCGGGGGUUGCGUUCCACUGGAGGAGGGGCUUGGAGAACCUCAGGGCUGGAGAGAGGUACCUGAUAAAGCAGAAGAAGUCCCUCAUCUCUCUGACCAUCACCGGCCCGAAGCCAGAAGACUCAGGAGACUACACUUGUCAGUGUCGAGACCACAGAACCACAGCCACCCUCACAGUCCACGCUAUCCCCAUAUCCUUCAAACAACAGUUGAAGAAUGUUCAGGCUGAGGAGGGCAACAGUUUCACAUUGCGCUGUGAGCUCUCCAAACCAGGAGUCCCUGUAGAGUGGAAGAAAGGAGAGGAGCCGGUGAGGCAUGGAAUGAAGUUUCAGAUAAGGAAGAGGGAGACCAUAUCGGAGCUUCAGAUAUGGAAAGCUGUGCCAGAAGACAGUGGAGUCUACAGCUGCCAGUGUGCAGACCAAAAGACCACGGCCACUGUCAAAAUCAGCGCCCUGCCCGUUACCUUCAAAAAAAAGCUGAGGAACGCACAGGUUGAGGAGGGGAACAAUUUGGUGUUACACUGUGAGCUCUCUAAACCAGGAGUCCCUGUAGAAUGGAUGAUGGGAGGAGAGGAGCUGCUGAACAAUGGAGAGAAGUUUCAGAUAAAGCAGAGAGAGUUGGUGAAUGAACUGAAGAUUCUGGAUGCGAAACCUGAAGACAGCAAUAUCUACACCUGCGUUUGUGGCAAUGUGGAGACCACAGCCGGUGUUACUGUCACGGCAAUUCCAGUCACUUUCAAGCAAAAGCUGAGGAAUCUGCAGACUGAGGAAGGGAUCACCAUCAGCCUGCACUGUGAGCUGUCUAAAUCAGGGGUCCCUGUGGAGUGGAGGCUGGGAGGACAGAUGAUACUGCAAAAUGGAGACAAGUAUCAGAUGAAGCAGAGAGGCUUGGCACUGGAGCUCAUCAUCAGGGAGGCUCUGCCUGAGGACAGUGGAGUCUACAGCUGUGUGUGUCGAGAUCAGAAGACAAAGGCCACAGUCAAAGUCCUUGCUGUACCCGCCACCUUCAGAGUGGGUCUGAAGAACCAGGAUGCCCCAGAGAAGGGCAACGUGACCCUGCGCUGUGAACUGUCUAAGUCUGGCGUCCCGGUGGAGUGGUGGAGGGGGGAGACAGAACUGUCCCAGGACCUGUCAGGGGGAAAGUACCAGAUCAAAUUGGAGGGGAGGAUCGCUGAGAUGACCAUUACCAACGUGCAACCGGAGGACAUAGGAAAAUACAGCUGUGUCACUGGAGACCAGAAGACCACCGCUGUAGUUAAAGUGCAAGCUCUCCCUGUGACGUUCAAGCGCCAGCUCCAGAACGCGAUGAUCAAAGAGGGGGACAGUGGGGAGUUCUGGUGUGAGCUCUCCAAGCCUGGAGCCCCAGUGGACUGGAGGAAGGGGAGAGUCAUCCUGAAGUCUGGAGAUAAAUAUGAGAUGAAGCAGGAGGGACGCAUCACUAAACUGCUCAUCCAUAACGUGGAGGAGAGUGACGCUGGGAAAUACACCUGCAAGACUAAAGACGCCCAGUCAACUGCUGAGCUGACCGUGAAGGGCCUACCCCCCACUUUCAAAGAACAGCUGAGGAACAUGGAAGUUGAGGAGGGUAAGACUGUGACACUACGCUGUGAGCUGUCAAAACCUGCAGCCUCAGUUGAGUGGAAGAGGGGAGCAGAGCUGUUGAAGAAUGUAGACAAGUGCCAGAUAAGGAAGAAAGAUUUACUGGUGGAAUUGAAGAUUAUCGAUGCGAAUCUGGAAGACAGUGGCGUUUACGCCUUUCGCCCCGUCACAUUUAUAGAAGAGCUGAGGAACUUUCAGGUUGAGGAGGGCAACAAUGUGACGUUGCGCUGCGAGCUCUCUAAACCAGGGAUGUUGGUAGAAUGGAUGAGAGGAACAGAUCUGCUGCAGAACGGAGAGAAGUACCAGAUGAAGCAGAAAAACGCAACCUUGGAGCUGAUCAUCAGGAAAACCUUACCUGAAGACAGUGGAGUCUACAGCUGCGUGUUGGAAGACCAGAAAACGUUUUCCACCAUCAGUAUCACUGCCGUCCCAGUCACUUUCAAGCAGAAACUAAAGAACCAAGAGGCUCCGGAGGAGGGUAACGUGACGUUGCGCUGCGAGCUGUCUAAAUCGGGAGUCUCUGUGGAAUGGCUGAAGGGAGAGGAGCUACUGAGGGAAGGGAAGAGGUACCAGAUGAAACAGGAGGGGAGGACUGCUGAGAUGGUCAUCAGGAACGUGGUGCUGCAGGACGCUGGGGAGUAUAGCUGUGUCACCGCCUGCAAUGUUAGGACAGCAGCUGACAUCAAAGUUAGGGCCCUCCCUGUAACAUUCACACAAGAGGUCCAGAACGCGAUGAUCAAAGAGGGGGACAGUGGGAAGUUAUUUUGUGAGCUCUCCAAGCCUGGAGCCCCAGUAGACUGGAGGAAGGGGAGAGUCAUCCUGAAGUCUGGAGACAAAUAUGAGAUGAAGCAGGAGGGACGCAUCACUAAACUGCUCAUUCAUAACGUGGAGGAGAGUGACGCUGGGAAAUACACCUGCAAGACUAAAGACGCCCAGUCAACUGCUGAGCUGACCGUGAAGGCUCCUCCCAUCACGUUCAAGGUGAAGUUGAAGAACCAGGAAGUCGAGGAGGAGAACAGUGUGACGUUAUUCUGCGAGCUCUCUAAACCAGGACUGACGGCAGAGUGGAGGAAGGGAGAGGAGCUGCUGAAGAAUGGAGUGAGGUACCAGAUAAGGAAGAGAGAGGCAACGAUGGAACUGACCAUCAGGAAAGCAGUGCUCGAGGACACCGGAUUCUACAGCUGUGUUUACGCAGAAGCCAAAACCACUGCCACUGUCAACAUCACUGCCAUACCUGUCACCUUCAAAAUGGGUCUUAAGAACCAGGAGGCUCCAGAGGGGGGCAUCGUGAACCUGCGCUGUGAGCUGUCUAAGGCUGGAGUCCCGGUGGAGUGGUGGAAAGGCAAGGAGGAGGUGAGCCCUGGAGGAAGGUACCAGAUGAAGCUGGAGAGAAAGGUAGCGGAGAUGCACAUCAGGAACAUCCAACCGGAGGACGUGGGGGAGUACAGCUGUAUAUUCGGAGAUCAGAAGACCACUGCUGAAGUCAACGUGAGAGCUGCUGCAUCAGUCUUCUUUGAGAAGGAGCUAGAGAGCAAGGUGGUGAUGGAGGGGACGUCAGUGGUCCUCUACUGUGAGGUCUCCAGCGUUACGGUCCCUGUCACCUGGAGGAAGGAAGCCUGCCUGGUCACAGACGGGGAGAGGUUCACUUUGAAGAAGAAAGGCCCUGUUCACACCCUGGAGAUCAGGAAGUUGAGUCUGGAGGACGCCGGGGAGUACAGCUGCAUCACCAGGGGAAAGAAGACCACAGCCAUGCUAGUUGUGAAAGAGCGUGUGAUGAUCUUGUCAGGACUGAAGGACAUGAAGAUCAUGGCCGGGCAGGAUGCAGUGUUUGUGUGCGAGCUGUCCCACAAGGAGGUAAGCGAGGGCGAGUGGUGGCUGGGCUCCAGCCUCCUGCAGAAGAAUGAAAUGAACCAGAUGAGCUGCCUGGGCCACCAGCACCGCCUGGUCCUGACCAUGACCACGCCGGAGGAGACCGGGACCGUGGCUUUCGUGGUCGGGGAGGAAAAGACCUCCGCCCAAUUGCUGGUGCUCCCCAAACCCAAAGUACUCAUUGAGAAGAAGCUUGGGGACAUCGUCAUCAUGGAAGGGGAGACGGCCACUUUAUCCUGUACGACCUCUGACCUGUUUAGCCCUGUCACAUGGAGAAGGAACAGGAUGCCCCUCCUGAACGGAGAUAAGUAUGAGACUCGUAAGGAGGGCAAGCUCAACCUGCUGCUCAUCCAUGACACGGGACCAGGGGACUCUGGGAUAUACUCCUGUGACACUGGUGACAUGCAGAGCAGCGCCAAUCUGACUGUCAAUGAGCUGCCUCCAUACUUUGAGGAGGAGCUGCAGGCUGUGGAGGCUGAGGAGGGGGGCACUGCCUUCCUAUCCUGUGAGCUGUCUAAGCAUGCGGUCCCAGUCCAGUGGAGGAAGGGCCGGCUACCUCUCAGGCCCAACAGGAAGUACAAGAUGAGGCAGGACGGCUGUGUGUUUCAGCUACACAUCCUGGAGCUGAAGAAGGAAGACAGUGGCAGCUACACGUGCCAGGCAGGUGGUGUGGAGACCACCACCUCUGUGGCAGUAAAGCCUCCCUCAGACAAGACAGAUCCUCCCAAGACAAUUCCUCCCACAAAGGCUGCCUCUCCCACUACUCCACCAGAAGAGGCCCGACCUGGCCCUCCAGAGCCAAAGAAACGGGGCAUGACCCGGUCAUCCAUUGUGGAGUCAGAGGAAGACCUGGAGCUUGAGGAAAAAGAGACAGUGGUAAACCCACAUAAGAAACAGUCAUUAAGGUCUUUGGGUAAGGAGACUAAGGUAGACCAGCAGGAGAAACAGAAAGUGAAACAGCCAGUAGGUAUGGUGAAGGAUGCCAUAGCAGAAAAGACCCAGAAACAGCUAGUACCACCACUGAGGUCUAAAGGGAAGGAGGCAACUAUGGUGAAGGAUUCACAGAUGGACCAGAGCGAGAUAAAGCCAGUGAAACAGCCAGUCAGAGCUAUAGUGACGGACACAGAGGAGAAAAAGUCUAUGGUGAAGAAGACUGAAAUAGACACGAGGGAGAAAAAGAUAUUGAAAGAGAUUGGAGUAGACCAGGUGGUGAAACAGCCAGUUCCACCAGCGACACGAGCAUCUGUUGUUUCAGUUUCAGAUGCUGGGGUAGACGAGGACAAACAGACAGUGAAGUUUAUGGUGAAGGAGACAGAGGUAGACCAGAGGGACAAACAGCCAGCAAGGUCUACAGUACAGGAGAUGGAAAAACACAAGAUUGCGGUGGAUGGUAACCAAGUCCAUAUCUCAGAGGAUGAGUCCUCCACUGAGGCCUCCACCCAGGUAAGAGUCAACCAGAAGACCAGCAAGCCUGUAGUUGCUGUAGCUGGAGUUCCCAAGGGGCUCCCGAUGACUAAGCAAGUUGACGAGACUGAACCUGACAUGGAAAUCAGUGUAGAGGACGAACCUGAGAUGCUGGAUGCCGCCAUCAAGAUCCAGGCAGCUUUCAAGGGAUACAAGACCCGCAAAGACAUGCGGCCAAUCUUCAAGCAGGUGUUCAAGAACCAGAACGUUGAGACCAACGGUACCAUCCAGCUAGCGUGCAUGGUGGAAGGGAAGUCCAACGCAGUACGCUGGCUGAAGAACGGCCAGCAGAUCAUAGGAGACCAACGCCACCGCAUGAGCACCUCUGAGGAGGGCGUCUGCACACUGGUGAUCAUCAACAUGUCAGCCAUAGACACUGGGGUCUAUACAUGUGAGGUGGUGAACAAGUUUGGUGUGACCUCAUAUAAUGGCAACAUUACUGUGGGUCAACCUCAAAAGCCUCCAUCCUACACCCAGAGGCCUGCAGCCCCAGCACAGCCCUCCACCCCUUCUGUGCACCCAGUCCUGGCCUCUGUUGGCCCUCUUCAGCCAACCCAGACCUCCACCUCUGGGAAGGAGACUAUGGGUUCUGUGGAGAGUGAGGGUAUCUCCCUGUGGCAGGCCUACAACCUGACCGAGGGGGAUCCCCGUAAUACCCUGCAGGAGAGGAGGAGGGCCUCACUCAUCUCCGCCAGCUCUAUGUCUAGUCCCUCAGACUACGACACAGCUCCAGAUUUCAUAGAGCCUGUUGACAUCAUCCCCAAAGAUCCCUGCAGGGUAAAGGAAGCCAUUAAGUCAGAGGACCAGUUAUCCCAUAAGGAUAAAGAACAGAAAGUCACACCUCAACCACCAAAGAGACAUUUGAAGGUCAAAGCUACUGAUGCCAAGCUGAGGACUCUGUCCCCGAAACACCACACGCAUGCUGCUCUCACAGGUUCUGGCUCAGAGUCAGAUGGUGACGAGGACAGAAGAGAGACAUUUGAUAUCUAUGUGGCCAGAGCUAACUGCACCUCUCAACAAGGUGGCAACAAGGAGACCUUUGUGUUGAAGGAGGGCCAGUACGUGGAGGUCUUGGACUCUGUCCACCCUGAGAAGUGGCUGGUCCGUACCAAACCCUCCAAAAACAGCCCCUCACGCCAAGGAUGGGUCUCCCCUGCAUACCUGGAGAAGAAGAGAAAGGAGACAUUCCCACAAGUGAGGACACCACAACAGGAGAUGGAUGGAUCAGGUUCUACAGAGGAAGAGUACAGAAGAACAUUAAGCCAAUUGAUCCAGGGGCUGAUUGAUGGGGAGGAAGAGUUUGUGAAGGAGAUGAAGGACUUUACAUCCCACUACCUGCACCACUUAGACACUAGCCCUCAUGUCCCCAUCAACAUCAUCAACCAGAAAGAAACUAUCUUCCGCAAUAUCAAGGACAUCAUGGCUUUACACGAGAGGUCUAUUCUGCCCAGGCUGAGCGAGUGUUCUACUGAUGAUGACGUGGCCAUGCACCUGGUCAAACACGCAGAGGACUUUCAGAAGUAUCUGCAGUACAUGAUGGGCCAAACACAGGCAGAGGCCUGUGUCACUGACAAGACCAUCCAGCAGUACUUCAAGGCCUUUGUGUUCCAGCAAAACACGAGAACAGAGCCUGAGCACCCCGAAACUGCAGUGCUGGAUGUCAUCACCUUCUUACAGAGACCAGCGGAGAGGAUUCAGACCUACCAGGCCUUGCUCAAGGAGCUGAUCAAGAACAAAGCUAAGUGUGGGAAAAGCUGCUGUCUGCUGGAGGAUGCAUUCUCCAUGGUGUCCUGUCUGCCCUGGCGUUCUGACAACCUGCACCAGGUGUCUCUGAUUGAGAACUACCCUGCCCCACUCACUGCACUGGGAGAACCCGUCCGCCAGGGUCCCUUCACUGUGUGGGAGGAGUCUCCUGAGAUCAAGACGUCCUCCCGGGGACACCAGAGGCAGGUGUUUCUCUUUAAGGACUGUGUCCUCCUCUGUAAGUUCAAGAGAGACCCCGGCAUGAACUCUGACACCUACGCCUUCAAGAACAAGAUGAAGCUGAAUGAUGUGGAGGUGAAGGAGAUGGUGGGGGGAGAUGAGAAGUCCUGGGAGCUGUGGCACAAGCACCGCGGCUCAGUGAGGAGGUACACACUGCAGGGUCAUUCCACUUUGCUCAAGCUGUCCUGGCUCAAAGACCUGAGAGAGCUGCAGCAACGCUCCAGCCUGACUGCUUCUAGUCCACCAGAGUUCAAAGUUCUCCUGGCUGACUGCACAACAAAGAUCGGGCAGACAAUCAAAUUGGCAUGCAAAGUCACAGGAACACCCAAACCAGUGGUCAGCUGGUUCAAAGACGGCCUGGUCCUAGAGGACGGCCCUCACCACAUCAUCACUGCAGACCGGACAGGAACCUGCUGUCUCAUCCUGGACGCAGUCACUCCCAAGGACUCUGGACAGUACGUGUGCUAUGCCUCCAGCCCCGUGGGUCAUGCUAGCACACUGGCCAAGAUGGUGGUGGACGCACCCCCCAGGUUCAUUACUAGGCUGCAGAGUGCAUGUCUGCUGGAGGGAGAGGAAGUCCAGUUAACCUGCUCCACGCACAGCACACCUCUACCCCAAGUCAGGUGGUUUAAGGAUGCCAGAGAGCUGACAGACCAGAGGAAGUACCACAUAGAGAGUGACGCCCGCAGUGGGAUCCUCACUCUCACCAUAAUGAACCCUGGAGAGAUAGACCUGGGACGGUAUGAGUGUGAGCUGUGGAACCAGUUGGGCAGUGCCAAGAGUAAAGCAGAGCUGUGCGCCGCCUUCACACAAGUGAUUGACAGUGAGCCUGCCCAACCACAGGUCCUCUUGACCAAAGACUCAGAUGGCUGGUCCACUGCCAUGGUGAAGCAAUGGCUGCAGACAGACUUCAGCCCCACAUCUAUCGUCAAAAUGCUCUUCCAGCCUGGAUAUGCUAAGCCAGCUGAGAGUGGCCCAGAGGAAAGGGACCCCACCGCCAGAGGCCACGUGGAGGUGCCACAGUUCCCCAAUGAUCUUGAGGAGAGACCCGAGGUUGAGGAGGAACUUUAUGUCCCUGAGACCAUACAGGAAAUGCCAGCAGCUCCUCCCUCCAUUCAGGUGCCGGCAGAGGACCUGUGUGUGGAGUCUGGCCAAUCAGCUACCUUCACCAUCAUCAUCACAGGAAGGCCAACCCCCGAGAUUCAGUGGUACAAGAAGCCGGAUGUGGAGCUGUUGGCCAAUGAGAAUGUGGAGGUGGUCCAGAAUGGUGCCCGCUGCUCUCUGACUGUGCUGUACCCGGAGAGCGAGGAUGGUGGCAUCUACACCUGCUGGGCCUAUAACGACUCCGGACACACAUCCUGUCAGGCUCAGCUCACAGUGGAGGAGGGUCCACUGGAGUUGCAGGAGAGGGAGGUGGAGCUUGGGAAGAGGAGGAAGCUGCUCUCUGUGUAUGACGUCCAUGAGGAGAUAGGGAGAGGCACAUAUGGGGUGGUGAAGCGGGUUACCCACAGGAGGACUGGCGAGGGCUUUGCCGCCAAGUUCCUGCCCCUGAGAUGCAGUACGAGGACCAGGGCCUUCCAGGAGAGAGACCUGCUCUCCCGGUUGGCCCACCCCAGGGUGUCCUGUCUGCUGGACUUCUUCUCUACACGCAGGACCUUGGUCCUGGUCACUGAAGCCUGCUCUUCUUAUGGUCUUCUUGAUCAUCUACUGUUGAAGGGAUCGGUCAGUGAGAGAGAGGUGCAGAUGUACGUUCAGCAAAUCCUGGAGGGAGUUGGUCACAUCCACAGCAUGAAAAUUCUUCAUCUGGACAUCAAACCGGACAAUAUCCUGAUGGUGUUUCCACCCAGAGAGGAGAUCAAGAUCUGUGACUUUGGCUUCUGUCAAGAGAUGGACACUUCCAGACACCAGUACAGCCAGUUUGGCACUCCAGAGUUUGUAGCCCCUGAGAUCAUACAUCAAGACCCUGUCACUAUAGCAAGUGACAUCUGGUCCAUUGGUGUUGUGGCGUAUUUAUGUCUGAUGUGCCGCUGUCCGUUCGUGGGGGAGACGGACCGGGCCACUCUGCUGAGGGUGGGGGAGGGGACACUGAACUGGGACGCACCUGACCUCACCUACAGGAGCACAGAGGCCCAGGACUUCCUCCGCACGGUCCUGCAGCCAGACCCAGAAAAGCGACCAACUGCAUUUGAGUGUCUGGGGCAUGAAUGGUUCCAGGUAAGAAGCGAGGAUGAAACUGAUGACAUCAACACAAGGGCUCUGAAAGUCUUUAUCUCAAGGAGGAAAUGGCAGCGUUCUCUGACCUGCCUGGGCUCGGUCCUCACCCUGAGGCCCAUCCCAGAGCUGCUCGAUGCCCCUCCUCGGGAGACCUCUGUCACAGCCCCGCGGGACCCCCACGAGCCCAGCAGCACCUCAAUGAGCAGUGGCUCUUCCUCGGAGUAUGACGAGGCCGACGCCUGGGACUUCUUCCACCACUGCACCACCACAGAGGAGGAUGAAGAUGAGGAGGAGGAAGACUUCGACCUCCUCAUGGAGAGAGCCAGGAUCCCUGAGCCCUUUGCCAAGCUUAAAUUGGACGAAGAGGAGGAGGAGGGGAUCAUGGAGGAAGAGGAGAUGGGAGGACAGAGAACCGUGCUAGAAAGGAGCAUAAGCAGGCAGUCCGUAGGGAGGGUCAGCCGAGACAGCAGCCCAUCCUUGUACUUCUCCGAGGGGGAUGACAGCUCCAUGUCCGGGAGUGAAGGAGGGCGCAUCGCCAGGAGCAGCCUGAUCCACAGCACCUUCUACGACAGCUCCGCGCAGCUCUCGCCCAUGUCCGCCCGCCACAUGACCCUCAGGGACAAGUUCCAGGCCAAAAAGCAGGAGAGGGGCCGCAAGCCGCACCGCAGCAGCCUCUCUAGCCGCCUUAACGAGCCGCUCAUUGAGUACAUGGAGGACGAGGGAGAUACCAAUCACGGGCAAAGGCGAGGGUCUUUGCAGUCGUCCAUGCUCAAGUCUUGCUCCUUCGACAGCGGGGUCGGCCUCUCGCACAAUGCACCCCCGCACAGGAGGAGCAGGUCGUUGGACGACUACUCCCGACGCUCACCAGGAUCCGCCAAAUGCAGAGAAGAGGAAGAUGCUUUGAGUCUUAAGGAGGAUUUCACUGAUGAAGAGGAGGAUAAGAGCUUAGUCGUUGCCCCUCCCCAGAUCAAAGGUAGAAGAGGUUCAGUGGCAGUGGCUCCCGCAGUGCUUACAGCCAGGCUUCAGAAACUGGGUGCAAAAUUGCCCCAUGCUGGUCCAGAGAAGAGCCCUAGGCCAGAGCAGGGGAGACCAGGGGAGGAGGAAGGGGAGAACCUGGCUGGCUCGCAGGGCUCCCUGGCUGAGUCCUUCAUCCUCGAGCAUGGCUCUGAGGCCUCCAGCAGGCUGGGCUCCUGUGAGGAUAUGUCCCACGGCCGCCCUUUAGCCAAACAUAGAGGGAGAGCAGGGGAUGAGUAUGAUGACCAAGAGGAGCCCCUGAUCACCCCGUCCCCCUGCUCCCUGCUCCAGGCAUCUGAGGUUGAGGAUGCUGAGCAGGAGCCCCAGCGCCGGAGAGGCCAACUUCAGAUCCCACCGAGAAGGACAACACACCCCAACCAGAACCCAACGGACAGAAAUAAGGGUCUGGUAGAGAGGAAGGUCCUGCCGGUGAAACCCAGCCCCAGUCUGUCCAUCAAGGCCCCAGAGAGGCCCCCAAGGGCCAGCGACACAAAGGCACGACUCCAGAGGCAUGCGUCCACACCGGCCCUCGAGGCCAAACCUCCCAUGGGGAAGUCUCCUAGGAUGUCACCCAAAGUUGGGUUAAUGAAUCUGUUCCGCAGGCAGUCCUGGGCAGGGCAUUCCUACUCCCAAUUGGAGGGCGCGGAGCAGGGACCCACACUAGAGGAAUUGGAGCCCAAAACCCCCACCAUGUCACUAAAGAAAAAGAUGAGGGCAUCAGCCUCUAGCCUCACCAAGCUGUUCACUAAAUCGUCCAGCAAGGAGGACUUAACGAAGGGAGGGCCGAUUGUAAAGGGUUCAUUUCCUGUUCCGCCUGAGCAAGAGGCAAGCCCUGGCUUGGAGAGCCCAAAAAAUAAAUCCAAGUUCUUCUCCUUCAAAAUACCUAAAAUACCUGCAUUCAAAAAGAACAAAGAAAUGCCUAUCCGCCCCACCAGGCCUGAUGUGCACCAGUUGGAGGCAGGUGGAUUUCUGCUGGUAUGGAGACCAGUGCAGUCCAGCGACCCAGUUGUUUACGGUGUUCAGUACAGCACAGAUGGUGUGGAGUGGAAGCUCCUGUCGGAGGAGGUGACAGACAGUUGCUACGUGGUGAAGGACUUACCCAGAGGAGCAGGAUACGUGUUCAGGGUUGGCUGCAUCAUCAAGACAGGCACAGGACCUUUUAGUGACCCUUCUCCACCUGUUGUUAUGGCAACCCAUCCUGCAGAGACCCACAUUCCCCUCAUCCAGACAGAGUCCCCAGGUUCAAAGGGCAGUAGGUCAGGAGGUCAACCUAGCCACAAGACCUACAGCUUCCUCUCGGAGAUCAACAGGGGCCGUUUCAGCGUGGUGACCCAGUGUCAGGACAGCCAGAGCCAGCAACUGUUUGCUGCUAAGAUCACCCCCUGCAGGCCAGAGAAGAGACAGCUGGUGCUCAGAGAGUACCAGCUGCUGAAGAGGCUCAACCACCCCCACCUGGUGCAGCUGCACACAGCGUACAUAACCCCUUACUACCUGGUGCUCAUCCAAGAGCUGUGUGCCGGCAGAGAGCUGCUCUACAACCUGGCUGAGAGAGACCUGUAUUCUGAGCUCCAUGUAGCAGAGUUGCUGGCUCAGAUCCUGAGUGCUGUGGACUACCUGCACGGCCGCCGCGUUGUCCACUUGGACCUCAAGUCAGACAACAUGCUAGUGACAGACUGCAACACGCUGAAAAUCGUUGACCUGGGCUCCGCUCAGUCCUUCACACCCGGACAGACACUCAACAUAGAGCAUAUUCAGGGACAAGAGAAAGUUUACAUUGUCCUUCCUAAAGCUCCGGAAAUCCUUGACGGACAAGGAGUCGGACCUGAGACCGACAUCUGGGCUAUUGGGGUGUUAGCUUUUAUAAUGUUGAGUGCAGAUAGCCCGUUCCAUUCAGACCUCAACUGGGAGAGGGACAGAAACAUCCGGAAGGGGAAGAUCCAGUUUGGCCGAUGCUACCCUGGCCUGUCAGAGGCAGCAAUCACCUUCAUGAAGAACACACUGAGCAACAAGGCCUGGGCCAGACCCUCAGCGGCUGAGUGCCUCCAGAUCCCGUGGGUACGGGGUGAGCGGGCCCCCUCCAAACACAGAGACUCCAUCUUGUGUUUCUCCACCGACAAGCUGCAGGCCUUCCUCAAGGAGAGACAGGUGAAACGAGACCAGGUCCGCACCAAGCUGCAAGGCCCGUUCUUCCAUUGA
Molecule: messenger RNA, 15681 nt
Organism: Salvelinus namaycush (lake trout)
Lineage: Eukaryota; Metazoa; Chordata; Actinopteri; Salmoniformes; Salmonidae
Product: obscurin-like
Exons: 72
Coding region: 1-15681 (5226 amino acids)
Biological process (GO): protein phosphorylation
Molecular function (GO): protein binding; guanyl-nucleotide exchange factor activity; ATP binding
Source: RefSeq, a predicted model, not a curated record